AUGUGGAACUGCUACUGGCGCAAGUUCAAUGCAAUAGGCGAUGAUGUUGAAGAAACGACUUUUGAGACGGAAGAAAGAAUGGAAAAUAUUAAUUCCAUAGAUGACCCGAUGCUUGACCCAGAUUCUGAGGUGUUCGUUAACACUAAUAACCCUCUUGACCAUAUGCCAUUAUCUCCGAUGCACUCUCCACCAUUCGCUCAGUUCAAAAGUUCAGAAAAACGUCCAUCCGUUCGAAAGCGAAACAGAACUAAUUUUGAAGCAAACCCCAAAAGCACUGCAUCUGACCCUGAAAACCUCACAGAAAGUGUUAACAAGAUUGUUCGUGCUCUUGUGUCUGUCGACACUAAAGAGUAUAACUGUUGGGGCAUUAUAAAGGAGAUUCCAAACUUGGACGACGAUUCACGCUUCAAGGUCCUUGAUUUGCUUAAUACUAGAGCAAAGAAAGCAGAGUUUUGGAAUAUGGCACCGGAAGAACGUUUGAGAUGGAUUGCAUAUAAAUUAAAGUGA
Molecule: messenger RNA, 507 nt
Organism: Striga hermonthica
Lineage: Eukaryota; Viridiplantae; Streptophyta; Magnoliopsida; Lamiales; Orobanchaceae
Source: the annotation of a GenBank genome assembly